This is a messenger RNA of Ochlerotatus camptorhynchus, 3576 nucleotides long. Its product is annotated as RUN domain-containing protein 1. The record is from RefSeq and is a predicted model, not a curated record. NCBI's taxonomy places the organism in Eukaryota, Metazoa, Arthropoda, Insecta, Diptera, Culicidae. The transcript is spliced from 3 exons. Bases 480 to 2579 code for a protein of 699 amino acids.
AAGGAAAACCGUGGAAAACGUCAAUAAUUCGUGAGUUUUCCAUUUUCACCAGUGUUGUUUUCAUGGUGGAAAAUUUUCUCUUUGAAAUUAGCAGUAAAAGCGAGCGCUUUUCCUGAUUUUUUUGGACCUAUUGCUAAAUUUAUCUUGAGCCUCGCUGCUUAGUGUUGCAGUAACGUACCGGAAGUGGACAAAGGGCGCGAAAUUCGAUUACAUAUGGACACGUAUUUCAAGCUAAAUUAACUGUACAAGCGAGAAAAAUUUCUUCUCUUGACAGUUUUCACUUCCCACCCCCAUAAAUUUAGCUGGUACUCGUAUUACGAGUCGCAUACAAAUAGGAAACCCAGACUGCGUGGGACGAUGACGACGUCGUCCUGAACGGGAUAACGAACUGUUUUGCCACGGUCACAGCCUAUCAGUAUGCCUGUUGGGUUCGCUAAAGAUUUCAUUGUUUGAGAAACUUGUUAUCUAAUUUGAUAAAAAUGUCCAUCGAAAUCGAGGUCAGUGAGUGUAGCGAUAAUCUCUCCCAGAACAUGGACGACUAUUGCGAAGAAAAGAUUGAAGAACCGUGUGGAACAUCCCGAGGUCUAUUUGUAGAGAAUGACCAGAUGUUGCGAAAGGCUGUAUCCGACGAUGAAUUUGAUUUCGAUUCAGCAUUCAGUUCCGAGUCGAACAACAUGUUAACGGAUGAGAGCACCAAUGAAAGUGGUGCAAUUGGAAACGAUGAAGCCUUCGAGGAAAAUGAACGACUCCGAUCGUUAGAGGACGAACACGAAGCACUAUCCUCUAAUUUGAUCGCCCUCACGUCACACUUUGCUCAGGUCCAGUUAAGACUACGCCAGAUUGUAGAAUCUGCACCGGAAGAGCGGGACAACCUUCUGAAGAACUUGGAAGAAUUUGCCUUUCUGGGAAUACCGGAAAUGCAACAGAAUCCAGUCAAGAAAAACAUUCCGGGAAUAGUAGCAGACUUGGACAGGAGCCCAGAGUCAGCCGAACAUCUGCGUGAGAAACAACAUGCCUUGAUCGAUCAGUUGAAAAACCAACUAAUUGACUUGGAACGGUACGCCUAUGAAUCUGGAGCGGGAAUUCUCCCUCAUACGAUGCUGCUCGAGAAGCAGAAAGUCAUUAUCGAUGAAAUCAAGAACAAAAUCAACCUUAACCUGAACGAGCUGGAUUUACCGCAGCUUACUACGGAAGACCUGCGAAACCAGGUGGACACUGCGUUAGAUGAACAGCUGGUUAAUCCACUCAAAAUGAAGGAACAACUAGUAUCACAGCUCAAAACGCAAAUUCAAGACUUGGAACGCUUUAUCAGUUUCCUGCAGACGAACGAAAAGGAAGAAAUCAAGAAACGAUUCUACCAGCAACAAGAACUGGCCAAAGCCGAAGCAGCUGAACGCACCGAGGCCCAAGAACGUGCCAAGACUCGCUCGAUUGCUUCCCAUAGUAAGCCGGAAGUGAAAGCUAGCAAAAGUUUCGAGGAAAGAGACACGGCUAAGCGGGAGACGCUAAACAGUAAGGCGUUUGGCCUGAUGGACAAAGCCAGUACGAUUCUGCAGAUGUUCGCUCUGUCGCAGUUCAACUGCGGUAGCGACCGCAAUCGGGAACAAUUCCAACGAAACAUGAUGAAACGCUCCAAAGAGAACUGUUGGGGAGAUGUCCGGGCAAAGUUGGAGAUUGACGUGCAGGAAGUGGUUUCGCUAGCAAUGGACAUGCAAGAAGAUUUUCAGCUAUCGGAAACGGCAAGUGAGUGUGGAGAGCCACGAACAGUGAACAGUCGUAAAAAUUACGAGCUUACAAUGGUUGUACGAAAACAACUGGCUAAAACAAUCCAAGGACUGAUGCAACAUGGGCUGAGAGGAAUAACGGACAGCAGUGGAAGCCUAGUGCCAUUCAUAUCCGGUUGCUUUUCCGGGGGUGGAUAUCACAGUCAGAACCAAGCGAAGGCCAGUGAAGAGCGAUUCUACAAUGGAGACACGAGAAGGAGAAGUACAGGAGGAAUAGCUAAGGCAGCAACAACCCCACCGAAGCGUCAUUCAAACUCGGUGGAAGAAGAGGAAGAACCCAUAGAGAUGAAUCUGUUUACGCAGUUGGACGACAAUGAAGACGAGGAGGUGACUUACUCUAGUUCAGACGAAUCAGAGAUGCAUGCAUGGGAACUGUUACUAAUGUACUACAAUAUCAAAAAUGGUGAUAGAUAUAAUUCUACACCAGCAAGAAAGCUUUCCGAAAGCUUCAAUCUAGAUUUAGUGGAAGGAAGGCCACAAUCUAACAAGCAGAGUCUGCUGAGCACUAUUGGUACGAUCAUUGCUUUACACAGCCCCUACAAAAGAAGCUACAACUCGCAGUUCAAAGCUUUUAUCUGUGCUGCACUGAACGCCCAAAAGUUGACUCAAUGGCUCCAUCUGAUCUACCAAUGCAAGGAACUUGUUAGUUCGUAUUACACCUGCUGGAGCUACGUAGCCAAUACAGGAUUUCGCGAUGCGCUGAAGACUCUAGAUCGCCUCACGCAGUAUCGAUUCGAUCUACCGGUGGAUCUUUCCAUACGACAAUUUAAAAACAUCAAAGACGUUUUCAUGUAGAAUAUCUCUCCUUCGAGACGCUUUCUCUUUCUUCUAAUCUAGUCUUCUGAAUCAACAACAAAUAUUUAGGAAAAACUCGCAACAUUCCAAAACACUGCUAAAGAAACCCGUAAACAUUCCGUUCAAUAACAUUGCCUGAAAGUCUAUUGUCUAGUCGAAAGCAACACGAGAACCCUGUUAGGCGAUUACCAAUUUGAACACAUUCCAAAUAGGAUCGUCUUUAUUUUUCCUUUGAAUUAACUAAACACCUGAGCUUAAUACCAUCAGACACAACCAGCACAACUAUCAAAUACUUAUCAAUCAACAAUCAUUCGAAAACAACUUCUUUAGAUGUACCAAUAACAGCUUAAAAAUGCACUGAACAUAACCCAAAGUCUAAUAAGAAUAAUUUGUUGAAAACAGUAUGUGAAGAUCAAUAUAGGGCCCUAUUAUAUAACACGAGUCGAGCGUCACAGGUUGACUCGACUUACAUAAUAAGGCCCAUAGAAGAUCGCAGUUAAAAUGUAGAUUGUUACAGCUGAGAAGGGACGGAGCAGAUGUAGUUGUGUUUUGCGUAUAUUAAGCUUUAUAAUACUAACCCAAAGAACUAUAUCAAUAUUGAACAAUAAUGACAUAACGAUCAAAACUUAAGCAACGUUAGAACGAGAGAAAAAAAACGUGAAACUGUUAACUACAACUGAAUUGCAUUGAGUUUGGAAAAGAUGACAUUAUACCGGGCCGAAGGGACGUGUUAGUAAAUGAACAGCUAGAGUUGCCGAAUAAUAAAAGUACCAAUGAGAAACACACAUACAUGACAUUUUUCUAAUUCGUUUUUAGGUAAGGCUCAACAUUCUUAAUAAAACUAUACGAAGCCGAAGGUUUUAGAAAACAAUUAAUGAAAGCACUUUUUCGAAGCUUGUGUGGAGUGCUACAGAAUUUUUCAUUCGCUUUCUAUCCAAAAGUAUGUUAUAGUUGUACCCAACAUUAGGUGAAUAUGAUUAUACUCAACGUUAGGUUC